CGAUGCCUCCCUCCCCAAACGACGACGUAGAUUUUUACCCACCAGAGUCUCUUUCUCCUUUGGUCUUGUCUUCCAUCAUUUUACCAACAUCUCCCAGACAGAUCGGACACGAAAGCGCACCAAGCAAGGAGUGAAGCAAUUAAAGUGUAAAAGAAAAGUUCCAUUCACAACAAAAAAGAAGAUCAAGUGAUUGCCAGCGCAAUAAAAGUGACAACAAAAUAUUAGUUAUUAAACUGAGGAUCGCGUGAGAUCGCCAAACGAUCACCAAAAUUUGGAAACAAAUAAACUUUCUCACCUUCACACAACAACGAAUUUCCAUCAAUUAGUGUGACUUUUAGCUGAAUUUCCUGUGUGUACAUUGUGUAAGAGUUAACCUAUGUGGAAGUUUCAUUGAGUGAUCUUGUGCCAUCGCCAAAAAAGGUUUUUUUUUGCUAUCUGAGUGUGUGAUCACCACUGAGAGGAUCUUUUUGUGUGGAAAGUGGAAGUGAAAAUAUAUAGCAAAUAGAAUGAAUCCAAAUUUUGCCAAAGGAUUGUUUCAGUGACAAAUAUUGAAGCUCCCACAUAAGAUGGGCCAAGAAAAGUCACUUCCAAGUAGAUGCAAUUCCGUUCAAGAUUACCAUUCAUCGACAAGCAGCAGCAGUGGAUCAACAACAACGCGCUCCAUCGCGUCAACAUCAACAUCCAGUUCACGUUACUCAUGCAAAAGUGUCGAACGCCAAACAAAGUACCUCAAGGAGCAGUUGUACAUAAAAUCCUACCUGGAUAUUGAGGAACAAGAUCGAGACGCAAAGAAGCAAUUCACCCCAUCCCGUUCCAACGGCAUCCGGAACUAUCGACCGAAGAUUCUGGGCGAGAAAACCCCAACGCCAGCACACCAGGAGGUUGAUGUAUGGAUUUAGGUGGCUAACUACCCUCUCCACUUCUUCGCAAUGGCUUUUGCUGUACUCUCAGCUCUCGGGGGAAUUACAGCAGCUCCUGUCGCUUUUCUAAGUCUCAUCCCCCUACUUAUGGUUGGCAUGAACUACUAUCGCUACUACAACUAUGAUCCCGAAGCUCGAGUUAUUGAUACUUCCUACCUUCGUCGGCACUACGACUUUAUUGUGGUUGGAGGUGGUUCGGCUGGAGCCGUUGUAGCUUCUAGACUAUCAGAAAUCGCCAAUUGGACAGUUCUUCUCAUUGAAGCAGGUGGUGAUGAAAAUGAAGUCACAGAUACCCCACUAAUGGCAGGCUACUUGCAACUAACUGAAUUUGACUGGCAAUACCAAACACAACCACCACCCGAUGGAGCCUACUGCCAAGCUAUGAUUGGCAACAGAUGCAACUGGCCCCGUGGAAAAGUCAUGGGGGGUUCAAGCGUCCUCAACGCAAUGGUGUACGUGCGUGGAAAUCGCCGUGACUACGACUACUGGGAGGCUCAGGGCAAUCCAGGGUGGAGUUUUGACGACGUUCUACCCUACUUUACGAAAUCCGAAGACAACCGAAACCCCUACCUAACGAAAACUCCUUACCACAAAGAGGGAGGCUACCUGACAGUUCAAGAGGCACCUUGGAGGACACCCCUUUCCGUGGCAUUCAUCAAAGCUGGCAUGGAGAUGGGAUAUGAAUAUCGGGAUUGCAAUGGGGAGGAACAGACGGGAUUUAUGCUUCUCCAAGCCACAAUGCGACGUGCCAGUAGAUGUAGUACAUCCAAAGCCUUCAUACGACCUGUACGACUAAGACAAAACCUCCAUGUUGUCCUUCACUCACAGGCUACAAAAGUCCUCCUAGAUGAUCGACAACGCGCAUACGGGGUUGAAUUUCAGCGAAACAAUAAACUCUACCAAGUUCUCGCCAAGAGAGAAGUCAUCCUCUCAGCUGGAGCUCUUAACACUCCACAAUUACUUAUGCUCAGUGGAAUAGGACCUGCAGAACAUUUAACUGAGCACAAUAUCCCCAUAGUGCAGGAUCUACCAGUUGGGCACAAUCUGCAAGAUCAUGUUGGUCUCGGAGGACUAACUUUCAUCAUUAACGAACCCAUUUCCGUCACAGUCAAUCGCUUCCAGACAGCUCCUGUCCUACUUGAGUACAUCUUAAAUGAACGAGGACCUAUGUCAUUCCCCGGUGUUGAAGCUGUGGCAUUUGUCAAUACAAAGUAUGCUGAUCCUUCAGGGCUCUGGCCCGAUAUUCAGUAUCACUUUUCCCCCAGCUGCGUAGCUUCAGACCGUGGGGAGAAUAUUAGGAAAAUUCUAAAUCUACGCGAUGGGGUAUUUAAUACGGUCUACAAACCAAUAGUAAAUGCCGAAACGUGGUCUCUAUUACCCCUUCUUCUGAGGCCACGAAGUACAGGAUGGGUUAAGCUGCGCAGUGCUAAUCCCUUCGACCCGCCUGUACUCAUUCCAAACUACUUUGCCCACCGGGAGGAUGUUGAAGUCCUUGUGGAGGGUAUCAAAAUUGCCGUCAAUAUCUCUCAGACGCCCGCUUUUCAACGAUUCGGGUCCCGUCUGCACAACAUCCCAAUGCCAGCUUGUAAGCAUCUGGAAUUUGCAUCUGAUGCCUACUGGGAGUGCUGCAUACGACAGUUUACCUUCACAAUCUACCACCCAACGUCAACGUGCAAAAUGGGCCCAAGCUGGGAUCCUGAUGCUGUUGUUGACGCCAGGCUGAGAGUCUACGGGAUUCAGGGACUACGAGUUGUGGAUGCAAGCAUAAUGCCAACCAUCAUUAGUGGCAACCCUAAUGCACCAACGAUUAUGAUUGGCGAGAAGGCAUCAGACAUGAUUAAGGAGGACUGGGGAAGGCUGUAGGGAUACCCCUCUGUUGCUACCUUUACUUGUGAUACGCGUUUAAUUGAAAAGUUCUAGAGAAUUUCUCAAAAUGAAAGUUACGUUGUUUUUGUUAGUGAGAAAAAUGUGUAGAAAAAAAAACUUUUCCCUUCUUUUCGAAUGUUUUCCUUUUAUAAUGCGAUACUGUGCACAAAAGAAGCCAGAAUGAUCUUCGUUUAACGUGUUAUGUAAGAAAGAAAAAUUCUCUUUAUAGAUCUUAAUCAGUGGUGAUCACGAUAGAAUUGAAGAUCGCUACGAUCAUGUGACAUGAUACUUUCGUAAUUUAAUAUAUAAAGUUAGCUAGUCAAAAAUUGAAGCAAAAAAGAACGUAAGAUCACACACAUUAGACACGAAAUGCAGUAAAAGUAUUUUUUCGUAGUAAGUUUUAUAGAUUGUAUGUACUAAAUCCAUUAAGAAGCAAAAGAAAAUAAAGAAUAGUGCUAAAUGAAA
Messenger RNA from Lutzomyia longipalpis, 3251 nucleotides. RefSeq names its product glucose dehydrogenase [FAD, quinone]. The transcript is spliced from 3 exons. Lineage: Eukaryota; Metazoa; Arthropoda; Insecta; Diptera; Psychodidae. Gene Ontology annotation, molecular function: flavin adenine dinucleotide binding; oxidoreductase activity, acting on CH-OH group of donors. The record is from RefSeq and is a predicted model, not a curated record. Bases 930 to 2783 code for a protein of 617 amino acids.